Messenger RNA from Thyridium curvatum, 1230 nucleotides. RefSeq lists its product as uncharacterized. The record is from RefSeq and is a predicted model, not a curated record. Lineage: Eukaryota; Fungi; Ascomycota; Sordariomycetes; Thyridiales; Thyridiaceae. Bases 1 to 1230 code for a protein of 409 amino acids. The transcript has 2 exons.
AUGGACUACCUCUCAGAUGCCUGGGAGAGGCACAGUCACAGCACGGCCGUGAUCGUAGCCACCACAGCGGUAGCUACCACAGCCAUCAUUACCAUACUCCGACACGCCCUCUAUCCAACCUGGCGGCAGAAGACCUUCCCGUCGCCCCUCCAAACCACCUUACCCAAGCUCGGCGAUGAAGCCAGCAAGCUAGACUACAAGCCCGAUGCCUUCCCAGGCGCCCGGGACGUGCCAACCCCGUACGGCUCCAUGCGCGUCUACGAGUUCGGCCCAGAGACGGGCCGCAAAGCCCUCUUCAUCCACGGCAUCUCCACGUCCUGCCAGACCCUGACCUACCUCGCCCGCGGCCUGGCCGAGUCGGGCCACCGCGUCAUGCUCUUCGACCUCUGGGGCCGCGGCUUCUCGGACGGCGUCGGCGACCUCCCCCACGACGCGCGCCUGUACGCCUCGCAGGCCCUGCUGGCCCUGGCCUCGUCGCCGCUGCCCUGGACCGGCGCCGCCGGCUUCGACCUGGUCGGCUACUCGAUGGGCGGCGGCGUCGCCGUGCACCUCGCCGCCGCCCUGCCGGCCACGGUCCGCUCGCUCGUCCUGCUGGCGCCCGCGGGCAUGAUCCGCGAGGUCAGCUUCGGCGCCGUCGCCCGCUUCGUCUUCCAGAGCGGCUACGUGCCCGACCGCCUGCUCUCGGCCGUCACGCGCCGCCGGCUGCGCAAGCCCAUCGCCAGCAGCGUCAGGAAGAACCGCGGCAUCGUCGAGGCCGAGGAGGACGCCCUGGCCGGCGCCGUGCUGGACGCCAAGACGGCCGAGGCCGUCGAGCUCGCCGCCGCGGAGCUCUCGCACCAGGACGGCGACGGCAACAACGGCGACGGCGCCGAAGCUGACCCGACGCCCCUCAACGCCCGCGUCAUGCGCUACGUCCACUGGAUGAUCGACAACCACGCCGGCUUCGUGCCCGCCUUCCUGAGCUGCGUGCGGCACGCGCCGCUCUUCGGCCAGCAGGACGUCUACAGCGCGCUGGCGGAGCGGCCGGCGCGCAGCGUGUGCGUCGUGCUGGGCCGCAGGGACGAGGUCGUGCACCCGGAGGACUUUGAGGCCGACGCGCUGCCCCUCAUGGGCGGCAGGGAGAAAGUGCCCGACGUCACCGUCGUGGGUGGCGGCCACGACUUCCCCAUGACGCACAGCAAGGAGACGCUCAAGGCGAUGCAGCAGUUCUGGGGUGAGGGUGGGGGAUAG